CCCCCCAAAGCUGCCGACGACCCGAGACGCGCACGACGCCCCAGACCAACGACAGACUCUCCCUGAUCUUGUGCCCUGCCGGCCCGAAACGAGUUUACAUCGCGCUAUAUGGGUGCCCGUGCAAGACGAGCUCAGUCGCCUUCGUCAAAGCCUUCCCCUACCCUCUCGCUCAAGCGGGAGGCGAACGGCAACGGCAAGAUGAGCAGCGGCGUUGAGAUGCGGCGCAAGGCCGCCAGCCACCAGGAUUCAAACAGCAUCGCGGCGAACCACAUGUCCCGCGAGUCCUUCUCCCUAGACGAUCCCGUGCCCAAGUCGCCGGCUGCCACCACCGACGUCGGCUUCUUUCAGCUGCCCGCGCAGGACCAGAGGAGCUUCCUGCUGCUCGUCCUGCUCUACUUCCUGCAGGGCAUCCCCAUGGGCCUGGCCAUGGGCUCGGUGCCUUUCCUGCUCAAGAACCACAUGUCGUAUGGCGAAAUCGGCACCUUCAGCCUCGCGUCGUAUCCCUACUCGCUCAAGCUCUUCUGGAGCCCCUUUGUCGACGCCGUAUGGAGCUCCAAGAUUGGCCGACGGAAGACGUGGAUCGUGCCCAUCCAGUUCCUGUCCGGCUUUGGCAUGCUCUGGCUGGGAUCCAACGUGGAGGAGAUGAUGGAGAAGAUUGGCAAGCCCGAGGGCCCUACCGUUUGGUCCUUUAUGCUCUGGUGGUUCUUCCUGGUGCUCAUGUGCGCGACGCAGGACAUUGCCGUCGACGGCUGGGCCCUCACGCUGCUGACGCCAGGAAACGUGUCGUAUGCCUCGACGGCGCAGACCGUGGGCUUGACGGCGGGCCACUUCAUGUCCUACACCGUCUUCCUCGCUCUCAACGCUUCCGACUUUGCCAACAAGUGGGUUCGGACGACGCCCUCCGACGACGGUCUCGUCUCUCUCGGAGGCUAUCUGACCUUUUGGGGGUGGACCUACAUCAUUGUCACCAUUGGCCUGGGCCUGCUCAAGCGCGAGGAGAAGUCGCAGAACGAAGAUGGCGUCUGGGACGUCUACCGCAUCAUGUGGGGGAUUCUCAAGCUGCGCAACGUGCAGACCAUCAUCAUCGUGCACCUCAUUGCCAAGAUUGGCUUCCAGGCCAACGACGGCGUGACGAAUCUCAAGCUGCUCGACAAGGGCUUCGGCAAGGACAAUAUGGCUCUUACUGUGCUCAUCGACUUUCCCUUUGAGAUUGGUGUCGGAUACUACGCCGGCAUGUGGUCGCAAAAGUACACGCCCAUGCGGCUGUGGUGCUGGGGCUUUGCGGGCCGUCUGCUGGCCGCGCUGAUUGCGCAGGUCACGGUGGCCAUGUUCCCUGCGGAAGGGGUGACGACGUGGUAUCUCCUUGUUGUCAUUGGCGAACAUGUCUUUUCGACGUUUACAAACACAAUCAUGUUUGUGGCCGUCUCGGCCUUCCACGCCAAGGUUUCAGAUCCGGUUAUUGGAGGCACUUAUAUGACGCUCCUCGCAACCGUCUCUAACCUUGGAGGUACAUUCCCUCGCUACUUCGUCUUGAAGCUUGUAGACUCCUUUACCGUCGCGACAUGCCACCCCGGCUCGCCGGGCACGAGCAACCUGAAGGGCCCGCUUGUCACGGAGCCCUUUUCGUGCGCUAUUCAGGGAGAAAAGGAGCGGUGCCUGAACGGCGGCGGCAGCUGCGAGAUGGUUCGUGACGGGUACUACACCGUCAACAUCCUCUGCGUCUUGUUUGGUGUGGCGACAUUUGUGUGGUAUAUCAAGCCCAAGGUGUUGCACUUGCAGAGCCUGCCGCUGAGAGCGUGGAGAUUGGCGGGGAGCGGCAGCAGCAAAUAGA
This is a messenger RNA of Trichoderma citrinoviride, 1831 nucleotides long. RefSeq lists its product as hypothetical. Lineage: Eukaryota; Fungi; Ascomycota; Sordariomycetes; Hypocreales; Hypocreaceae. The transcript has 2 exons. The record is from RefSeq and is a predicted model, not a curated record. Gene Ontology annotation, molecular function: acetyl-CoA transmembrane transporter activity. The coding region runs from base 109 to 1830 and encodes 573 amino acids. Gene Ontology annotation, cellular component: membrane.